UAUGUGCUCGGCUUCCCCCCCUCCUUUCUCUUGGUCACUGCCUCUCACUCCGGCAGAAGUACUUGGACGUGACUAGAUCUUUCGCAACUCUCUGAUCCACCAAAGCAUCCGAAAUUUAUCAUGGAGACCGGCGGAAAACUCCCCUAUAAAGUUGCUGACAUCAGCCUAGCCGAGUGGGGCCGCAAGGAGAUUGUUCUUGCCGAGAAUGAGAUGCCUGGUUUGAUGGCUCUUCGUAAGGAGUAUGGCCCGUCUAAGCCCCUUAAGGGUGCUCGUAUCGCAGGCUGCCUGCACAUGACUAUCCAGACUGCCGUGCUUAUUGAGACUCUCACAGAGCUCGGCGCUGAGGUACAAUGGUCCUCCUGCAACAUCUUCUCCACACAAGAUCAUGCAGCUGCUGCCAUUGCCAAGACUGGGGUCCCUGUGUAUGCCUGGAAGGGGGAGACUGAUGAGGAGUACAUCUGGUGUAUCGAGCAGACACUGGUUUUCAAGGACGGACAGCCACUCAACAUGAUCUUGGAUGACGGUGGUGAUCUUACCAACUUGGUGCAUGAGAAAUACACACAGUAUCUAGAGGGUAUCCGCGGCCUGUCCGAGGAGACCACCACUGGAGUGCAUAACCUGUACAAGAUGAUGGAGAAGGGAAAACUUAAAAUCACUGCCAUCAACGUCAACGACUCCGUCACCAAGAGCAAGUUCGACAACCUGUAUGGCAUCCGAGAGUCCCUUGUUGAUGGACUCAAGAGAGCUACUGACAUCAUGUUGGCCGGCAAAGUUGUUGUUGUUGCCGGAUAUGGUGAUGUCGGCAAGGGCUCUGUCCAGUCACUGAAGGGCUUUGGAUCAAGGGUGCUGAUCACCGAGAUUGACCCAAUCAACGCUCUACAGGCAGCCUGUGAAGGUUUUGAGGUGACAACCAUGGAUGAGGCUGCAAGUCAAGCUAACAUCUUUGUGACGGCAACUGGAUGCUCUGGUAUCAUCACCAAGGAACACUUCAUGAUGAUGAAAGAUGAUGCCAUUGUCUGCAAUGUUGGUCACUUCGACUGUGAAAUCGAUGUUGCCUGGCUGAAUGAGAACUGCAAGAAAUCAACAAUUAAGCCCCAGGUUGAUCGCUAUGAGCUUCCCAAUGGACGUCACGUGGUCUUGUUGGCCGAGGGGCGCCUGGUCAAUCUCGGCUGCGCCAUGGGCCACCCUAGCUUUGUCAUGAGCAACUCGUUCACCAAUCAAGUUCUCGCACAGAUCGAGCUGUGGACUCGUCACGAGAAGUACCCACUCAAUGUCUACAUGCUGCCUAAGACGCUCGACGAGAAAGUCGCCGCUCUUCAUCUUGACCAUCUGGGCGUCAAGUUGACCAAGCUGACAAACACGCAGGCGAGCUAUCUCGGCAUCAAGACCGAGGGACCAUUCAAGCCUGAAUAUUACCGUUAUUAGACACGACCGGAUAGUAUGGCUGGUCCAUCGGACGUCGAUUACGGACGCGUCAACAACAGCAGACGUGAUUUUAUCAGAGGUGUUACCACGACUUCUAACACGUUACUUGGAUGUACAAACCGGAGAUGAAUAAAGGACUCGUUGAAGUGUG
Nematostella vectensis (starlet sea anemone) is the source of this 1576-nucleotide messenger RNA. RefSeq names its product adenosylhomocysteinase. The coding region runs from base 121 to 1425 and encodes 434 amino acids. Gene Ontology annotation, molecular function: adenosylhomocysteinase activity. The record is from RefSeq and is a predicted model, not a curated record. NCBI's taxonomy places the organism in Eukaryota, Metazoa, Cnidaria, Anthozoa, Actiniaria, Edwardsiidae. Gene Ontology annotation, cellular component: cytosol. Gene Ontology annotation, biological process: L-methionine cycle. The transcript is spliced from 7 exons.